Molecule: messenger RNA, 2587 nt
Organism: Otolemur garnettii (small-eared galago)
Lineage: Eukaryota; Metazoa; Chordata; Mammalia; Primates; Galagidae
Gene: DDX1
Product: DEAD-box helicase 1
Exons: 26
Coding region: 162-2384 (740 amino acids)
Molecular function (GO): ATP binding; RNA helicase activity; nucleic acid binding
Source: RefSeq, a predicted model, not a curated record
GUGCACCUUUUCUUUCGUCGGAACCAUUUUCCUGGGGCUGUGUCCCCGCCCGGACCGCGGACGCCGAAGGCCGAGGGCCGGAAGAGCGCGCUGCCACAGCCGCGGAGUGUGCGGGGAGAGGGAAAGGGGGAGCGCGCGGAGCCGCGGAGGACGGGGCGAAGAUGGCGGCCUUUUCUGAGAUGGGUGUUAUGCCUGAGAUUGCACAAGCUGUGGAGGAGAUGGAUUGGCUUCUCCCAACUGAUAUCCAGGCUGAGUCUAUCCCCCUGAUCCUAGGAGGAGGUGACGUCCUCAUGGCUGCAGAAACAGGAAGUGGAAAAACUGGUGCUUUCAGUAUUCCAGUUAUCCAGAUCGUUUAUGAAACUCUGAAAGAUCAACAGGAAGGUAAAAAAGGAAAAACAACAAUUAAAACUGGUGCUUCAGUACUCAACAAAUGGCAGAUGAACCCAUAUGAUAGAGGAUCUGCUUUUGCAAUUGGAUCAGAUGGCCUUUGUUGUCAAAGCAGAGAAGUAAAGGAAUGGCAUGGGUGUAGAGCUACUAAAGGAUUAAUGAAAGGGAAAUACUACUAUGAAGUAUCCUGUCAUGACCAAGGAUUAUGCAGAGUUGGCUGGUCUACUAUGCAGGCCUCCUUGGACCUAGGUACUGACAAGUUUGGAUUUGGCUUUGGUGGAACAGGAAAGAAAUCUCAUAAUAAACAAUUUGAUAAUUACGGAGAGGAAUUCACUAUGCAUGAUACCAUUGGAUGUUACCUAGAUAUAGAUAAAGGGCAUGUCAAGUUUUCCAAAAACGGAAAAGACCUUGGUCUGGCGUUUGAAAUACCAGCACAUAUGAAAAAUCAAGCCCUUUUUCCUGCUUGUGUUUUGAAGAAUGCUGAACUAAAAUUUAACUUCGGGGAAGAAGAAUUCAAGUUUCCACCAAAAGAUGGUUUUGUUGCUCUUUCCAAGGCACCUGAUAGUUACACUGUCAAAUCACAACACACAGGUAAUGCACAGGUAACACAAACAAAGUUUCUCCCCAAUGCUCCAAAAGCUCUCAUUGUUGAACCAUCCCGGGAGUUAGCUGAACAAACUUUGAAUAACAUCAAGCAGUUUAAGAAAUAUAUUGAUAAUCCUAAAUUAAGGGAGCUUCUGAUAAUUGGAGGUGUUGCAGCACGGGAUCAGCUCUCUGUUUUGGAAAAUGGGGUAGAUAUAGUUGUAGGCACUCCAGGAAGACUGGACGACUUGGUGUCAACUGGAAAACUGAACUUAUCUCAAGUUAGAUUCCUGGUCCUUGAUGAAGCUGAUGGGCUGCUUUCUCAAGGUUAUUCUGAUUUUAUAAAUAGGAUGCACAAUCAGAUUCCUCAGAUUACCUCUGAUGGAAAAAGACUUCAGGUGAUUGUUUGCUCUGCCACUUUGCAUUCUUUUGAUGUAAAGAAAUUAUCUGAAAAGAUAAUGCAUUUUCCUACAUGGGUUGAUUUAAAAGGAGAAGAUUCUGUUCCAGAUACUGUACACCAUGUUGUUGUCCCAGUGAAUCCCAAAACCGACAGACUCUGGGAAAGGCUUGGAAAGAACCACAUUAGAACUGAUGAUGUACAUGCAAAAGAUAACACAAGACCAGGGGCUAACAGUCCAGAAAUGUGGUCUGAAGCUGUUAAAAUUCUGAAGGGGGAGUAUACUGUCCGGGCAAUCAAGGAACAUAAGAUGGAUCAAGCAAUUAUCUUCUGUAGAACCAAGAUUGACUGUGAUAACUUGGAGCAGUAUUUUAUGCAACAAGGAGGAGGACCUGAUAAAAAAGGGCAUCAGUUCUCAUGUGUUUGUCUUCAUGGUGACAGAAAGCCUCAUGAGAGAAAGCAAAACUUGGAAAGAUUUAAGAAAGGAGAUGUAAGAUUCUUGAUUUGCACAGAUGUAGCUGCUAGAGGAAUUGAUAUUCAUGGAGUUCCUUAUGUUAUAAAUGUCACUCUACCUGAUGAAAAGCAAAACUAUGUACAUCGAAUUGGCAGAGUAGGAAGAGCCGAAAGAAUGGGUCUGGCCAUUUCCCUGGUGGCAUCAGAGAAAGAAAAGGUUUGGUACCAUGUAUGUAGCAGUCGUGGAAAGGGAUGUUAUAACACAAGACUCAAGGAAGAUGGAGGCUGUACCAUAUGGUACAAUGAGAUGCAGUUGCUAUCUGAGAUAGAAGAACACCUGAACUGUACCAUUUCUCAGGUUGAGCCAGAUAUAAAGGUACCAGUGGAUGAAUUUGAUGGAAAAGUUACCUAUGGUCAAAAAAGGGCUGCUGGUGGUGGAAAUUAUAAAGGCCAUGUGGAUAUUUUGGCACCUACCGUUCAGGAGUUGGCUGCCCUUGAAAAGGAAGCACAGACAUCUUUCCUACAUCUUGGCUACCUUCCUAACCAGCUGUUCAGAACCUUCUGAUUUUUACAUACACUGAAUAAGCCUUGAGUAAUAAAACUGUAGUCUUAAAACUCUAAAACAGUUGUACUGCUUCCAAGCAGCAGUAUUUAUAGUAACUUAAGCUAUUAAUGCUAACUCUUGCAUGUCAAGAAACAUUAGUCUUAGGAAUACUUCAUGAAAAAUGGUAGCCUAAUGAAAAUAAAUUUGACAACUAUAUUUUCAUG